Theileria orientalis strain Shintoku is the source of this 1983-nucleotide messenger RNA. RefSeq lists its product as hypothetical. The transcript is spliced from 5 exons. Lineage: Eukaryota; Apicomplexa; Aconoidasida; Piroplasmida; Theileriidae. The record is from RefSeq and is a predicted model, not a curated record. The coding region runs from base 1 to 1983 and encodes 660 amino acids.
AUGAUGGAAUCACAACUGACUCCAGUAAAUGUAUUUUAUCACGCAAAUAAGGAGGAAUGGAGGUCGCGUUACGUGGAAUUGGAGUCGAAGAAAACGAGACAUUUCUCAUGUAGGCGCUACGGAUACAAUAGAGCGUACUUCCUGUCAAAUUUGUACCUGAGAGUGGUCAAAGAUAAGAACAGCCUGAUGUCAAACGAAGACCUGGCAUUCUGGUACUCAAUAAUCAAGGACUUCAAGAGCCUGGAAGAAGUGCCGCAGAAGGUGUUCCCAAAGCCACCAACGAGAACGUCAAACCUAAACGUGACAAUAGGAUCGCUGAAGAAGGGGAGCUCGGAGUGGAGAGAAAAGUGCAAGUUCCUGGAAGAAAGCAACCAGACAAUAUUUGAAAGAACAGUGUCAGACCUCGAAUAUAAGACAUACGUAUUAAACUCGUCAUACCCAUUGCCGGAUCUGUGCACGACGUCAAUGAGAAACGAAGCGGCGAACCUGAAGAACCUACUGAAGCACUAUAAAGCGGAAAUAGAUAAGAGCGAAGGGACGUCGACAUCAGAAACAACAGCAGAGUCAGCAUCGAGCUUGAAGCAGAAGGAGGAACCUAAUGUGUCAAUAUACGACAUACUAGAGACGGUGAUGAACCAGGAGAUAGACGAAAUGAAGCCAGAAGAAGGGCAAAAGGAUGUUAACCCAAGCGAAGAAGAGAGAGUGAGUAAAAGAAAAUAUAACGAAGCAUUCGAAGACAUACUAACACUAAUAAGAAUGAAUAAGAGGACGUACGGAAAAGUGUCGAAGCUGUUAAACAAGUUUAUACUAAAAAGCGCAGACUCGAUUAAAUCAUACGAUUUUUUAGACAAAUACACAGCAACGGACCUGGCAAACAUAGAUGUAAGUAACACUGAAUCGGAGUUAGAGAAGAAAGGAGAAAUUAAGCAGGAGCUGAUAAAACAAUCGGAAGACGAAGAGGUCAAUUUUAAAAAAAUAAAUAAAAAAAAUGAAAAAAUCAUAGAGGACAUGAGUAGGAACUAUAGCGGAGAAAAGUAUUACGAGUCGAACAAGAAAACAUUUAUAAACACGUUCAACGAGUUGUUCGAAGAAGACACCAGGCAAAGGCUAGUGAGCGAGCAGGAGGAAGUGGAGAGCAUGGACGAGUUGGAGGACUCGAGGGUGGGCAGUUUGUACAACCAGUUCACACCAUCGACGUCAUACACAAAGGGACAAAAUGAUAUACAGGCGAACAAGGAGGUGUACAUCGACGACGAAAAGAGCGUGGAGCUGAAUAAGCUGUGCAACCAGAAGCUGCAGGGCCUGAUUAGCCAGACGGAGCACCUGGAGGACGGAGACCUCGAAAGAGCAGUCUACGACUGCCUGGAACAGGAGUCGAGGUCGUCGAGCGACCUGGAGUCUCUGAUCAGAAUCAGCAGCAGAGGAGGCAAGAGCAACCAGGUGCUCUACAAGUCGAGCAGACUGUACCAGCUGAGCGGAGUCUACAACGACGACUACAUAGACGUGGUCUACAAAAACGGAAAAAUCAUCCCGAAGUCAGCAAUGCAGUUCUACACGAAGACGAACAAUAACAUAGUGCUGAGCGGAAGCGAUAAGUUGGACGUGAGCAUGGAGACGGUAGAAAAGAUAUUCGUUAAAAACUAUAACCAGAACGAAACAGUGUCGACGAUCAUGGAAAACCUGGACAUGAUCGACGAAAAGCUGGUGAACAUAGUGCGCGAGUACGAGACGAUGCACAGAGCACUGCACAGGUACAUUAACGCGCCGGAGAAGGACCCGGACUCGACGAACGAAGUGGAGGAGCUGUUUAACCUGGAAACGCUGCACUUCGUGGCGGAGACGCUCCUGGACACGAAGCUGAAGUUCAUACAGCAGGUGCAGUCGUACUACGACUCGCAGCUGAACAUCCUGGAGUCAAUAAUGCCAGUAAAGUACUACAACAUGUUCAGCAAGAUCCUGUGCCACCCCUUCAACCAGUUCUAA